AGGCCGCCGCCGCCAGUUUGAGUGUGGGCAGCGGACCCGCUGAUCGCGGCGGGCGAGUCGGUUCGGGCCGCGGGGAGGGAGAGGAGACGCCGCCCUCGCGCUGCCAAGCGCCGGGAGUGGGCGGGGCUACGGCCUGCGGGAGCCACCGGGCCCGGGCUUCCCAAACCUUAUUCACAGAUGGCAAGGCCAGGAGGGACCAUUGCCAUCGUUUCAAGAACCAUAGACUUGUAGGAGUGGAAGGGACCUCGAGAGGCCAUCAGGUCCGGUCCCCUGCACUCAGGGCAGGAAGUCAGGAUGCCGAGGAGGAAGAAGCAUGCAGAAAGCCCUGACUUUCAGGACCUGGGCGGGGAGGAGGAAGAGCCAAGGGGCCUGGUCGACGCCAAAAAGAAGCGUAGUUUUGUGGAUGCCUUUAUUGUUAUAUCUGACAGCGAUGGAGAGCAGGAGUCCAAGGAGGAGAAUGGAUUACAGAAGAAAAGAACCAAGCAGCAGCUGGAUAGAGUGAAGUUUGCUGCUAAAAGAAAAAUUGCACAGAUGACUGAAGACGAGCAGUUUGCACUGGCUCUGAAAAUGAGUGAGCAGGAAGCCAGACAAGUGAACUGCCGGGAAGAGGAAGAAGAGGAGCUUGUGAGGAAGGCCAUCGCCGAGAGCCUUAAUAGCUACCAGCCUUCAGAUUCCCCUGCUGCGACCUCUGCCCCACCUCCUGCACAGGCAACGUGCGAGCCAGUGCAGAGCCACCCGGCUGAGCGAGGAGAGGCUGAGAUCCAUGGAGCUGUGCCACCCUGCCCCGACUCCCCGCAUUCGGAGGGCAGCUCCCAUUCCUGGAGCACAAAAGCUGACGGGAAUGGACAGACAGAUGUUGCCAAGAGCCCCCUUGUGGUGCUGACGAGGUUAAGCCAGGAAAUAGUUGAAAGCUCACUACUAUCCAGCAUAAUCGUAUCUCCAGGGAAGAGCCAGCCUUUAACAAAGUCAAAUGAAAAGCCUUCCUCGCCAGCAAGAAGCCAUUCCAGGGACACGUUACCCAGCCCUUGUGGCGAGAGCCUGAUCUCCCUGAGCCCCAUCUUUGGCCGGGUUACUCCGGGCGCCUGGCAGCUGACGCCUCGGAGACUGUUUUCAGGGUCGUGCAGCACUUCAAAAGCAAUGGGUGGGGACCAAGACGAGCCACCUCUGGCCAGCACUGGAAGCUCUGCGGGAGAGCCCCCGGCGGGCAGCUCAGCAGUGCUCCGGAAGGGCAGGCCCUGGGAGCCGGGUGGCAUUCCACAGAAGAGCUGCGGAGCGGGAGGCCCUGAGUGUGCACCACAGCGUGGGCACAGGGGGCGAGGCUCUGUUUGUGCUGAGCACGUGAAACGGAACAAGGUGCCUGACAACGCACCCGAGCUUUGUACACUGAGCAUGGCUGAUGAAAAGUGCAAGCAGGAAGAUGCUAGAGACACAGUGCACUAUUACUGGGGUAUUCCAUUCUGCCCCAAAGGGGUGGACCCAAACCAGUACACCCAAGUCAUCUUGUGCCAGCUGGAAGUGUACCAGAAGAGCCUGAAGCAGGCUCAGAGGCAGCUCUUGCAGAAGAAGGAGUUUGGUGACCCAGUCGUGCCCUGCUCUUCUCCCCUGAGCCAGAAUGAGCAUGGGAAAGGGGAGCGAAUAAACAGGGCAAAUGGCGUUCCCGACGACACAGACGAUGGCAGGAAGGAGCCAGAGAGUGCUGCCUGGCUUCUCGCCACAAAGAACAGGGAGCCCGAGCAGAAUCCAGGGCAGAACUUGGAAGAGGAAAAGAACUCUGCGUCCGAGGAUGAACCAACCACCAGCUAUUGCCAGGGGCCAACCUGUGCAAGAGACCAGACACCAGCAAAGGCCUCCCAGGCGCUCUUUGCGGAGGACAUGCCUGAAGAUGGGGAACCAAUGCAGAUUACACAGAGCAUUUCUGCCUUGACCCCAUUUGGCAGUAAGAGGAGCCCAGACAUUGCCACGGAGAGCCCUGCUGAAGAAGAGAUCACUGCUUGCCCUGAGACCCAGCCAAAUCCAUCGGAAGCUAUUGAGCCAGAGAGAGAAGAGCUCCGUUCAGCCAGCAAAGAUGCACCUCUGCAGGCGGGUGGAGAUGAAGGAGCUGGGAACGCCGUCUCUGAAUGCAGCCCAUCAGCUGACGACAGUGUGUCGUGCCCGCUGUGUGAUCGAGGGUUUCCAGCCGCUGAGAUUGAGCUGCACGCUAUGUGCUGUAACGGCAGCGUGGGACAGGAUGCAAAUGAAGACGUUCCAGCGCUCGCUCAGCGACAGAGAGAAACCAGGAGCAGAGCUGGCAGAGCCGUCCCGCCCCCCACAGCCAUUGCCAAGUGUGAGAAGUGCUACCUUUGCAAGGCCCUGGUGCCGCUGGCGGCGUAUCCGAGGCACGUAGACGGCUGCCUGCAGACUGCGCGGGACGCUCAGGGAAACCGGAGGCUGCGCAGUGCCAAGGACGUCGGGAGGAGCGAAGGCAGACUCCUCAGCAUGCUGGAGAUGUCCGAGUGCAAGUCUGCAGAUGCUGAAGUGGGGCCCAUGCUGGCAGCAGGAGGAGACCCGAGGCACACCCCGGCGGGAGCUGAGCAGGAAGCUGGGUGCAGCCUGGCCCCGGAGAGCCCCCUUCCACACAUGGCUUUCAGUCACUUGCCCACUCCAGCCUUGGUGUCCGCGCCCGAAGCCGCGGGCUCCCCGGGGGGCUUCCAGCAGCAGAACAAGGGCAGCCGGAGGAGGAGGAGGAAAUUCUGAGGUGUGAGCGAUGGAAAAGGGACCUCGGGAGACCCACAGCGAAGGGGCAGCAGGGGCUAUGGCCUUGUCCAGCCAGAGCCCCGGGCAGAGCUGCUGCCCACGGCCCGGCAGUGUGGUGUGCUCGUGUGCCAGGACUGGGAGCCGUGGGCGAGAGACUUGCUGCGGGAUGCUCGCCAGCCACACACACACAUUUAUGGAUGUUUUUAUGAAAUGGCAGCGACCCGGAGGAGCAUUCUGCGUCUUUCUUUGGGGCCGGGGGGUGGAGGAGGAACAGCAGCAGGGGAUGCCCCAGCAACUAGAAAUCUUGGUGCCCAGCGCUGUCCUGGGCCUGCCCCAAAGGCCCGUGUGUCCUGCAGGGCUGCUGCCUACGCUGGCUCCUCACGGCCCCGGUGCGAGGCCAGCGGAGGAUCCCAGCAAUUGCUUUUGGGUUCUCCUGAAAGCAGGAGGGUUUUCAAAGGCAGGGGUGGGGGGUGCCAGAGCUGUAGCCCUAAGGUGCCGGGGCGAUGGGCGUUAGCUGUGCGCCCAGUUGCUUGUUACGUGAGGCUCUGGUGCCCUUUGCUCCACUCCUGCUCCAGAGCCCAGUGCACUUGCUGGAGGCCUGGCAGGCUCCGUGGGGACUGCUGGGAGCUGGGAGAGCCCCAGAGCUUCAGAAAUGCGGGUGUGUGAUGUGCAGUGGCCCAGCCCUCCCGAGUCCCAUGGCACCUGCUCCAGCUGGGCCAGGCCUCCCGCAGUGCAGCAACCUGGGCAGAGGCAGUGAGCCAGGCACCUGCUGCUCUGGGAGGAGAGCUGGGAGCUGGCCAGGACCCAGGAGUGGCUGCUGGCUGGGAAUCAGAUGUGUGCUGAGACCUCUGCUGGUUUCCUGGCACAGCGGCCAGCGGGCACAGACUGGCACAGCGGCCGGCAGGCACAGACUGGCAUGGUAG
Molecule: messenger RNA, 3656 nt
Organism: Mauremys reevesii (Reeves's turtle)
Lineage: Eukaryota; Metazoa; Chordata; Testudines; Geoemydidae
Gene: UIMC1
Product: ubiquitin interaction motif containing 1
Exons: 16
Coding region: 295-2733 (812 amino acids)
Biological process (GO): double-strand break repair; positive regulation of DNA repair
Cellular component (GO): BRCA1-A complex
Molecular function (GO): K63-linked polyubiquitin modification-dependent protein binding; histone binding
Source: RefSeq, a predicted model, not a curated record